Molecule: messenger RNA, 2256 nt
Organism: Candida albicans SC5314
Lineage: Eukaryota; Fungi; Ascomycota; Pichiomycetes; Serinales; Debaryomycetaceae
Gene: STT3
Product: dolichyl-diphosphooligosaccharide--protein glycosyltransferase subunit
Exons: 1
Coding region: 1-2256 (751 amino acids)
Biological process (GO): post-translational protein modification
Cellular component (GO): membrane
Molecular function (GO): dolichyl-diphosphooligosaccharide-protein glycotransferase activity
Source: RefSeq, a predicted model, not a curated record
AUGGCUUCUACCAUAUCAUCUAAACCUCAAUUGAAAGUAUUGGGGAUAGAUGUUGAACUGAUUAGAGUUUUAUUAAAAGUUAUUAUAUUUAUAUCGAUAGCAGGUGCAGCUAUUUCUUCUCGUUUAUUUUCCGUGAUUCGAUUUGAAAGUAUUAUUCAUGAAUUCGAUCCUUGGUUCAAUUUCCGAGCAACCAAAUAUUUAGUCACUCAUUCCUUUUAUGAAUUUUUGAAUUGGUUUGAUGAUAGAACUUGGUACCCAUUGGGAAGAGUCACUGGUGGUACUUUAUAUCCCGGUUUAAUGGUGACUUCAGGUGCCAUUUGGCAUAUUUUACGUGAUUGGUUUGCCUUACCCGUUGAUAUUAGAAAUAUUUGUGUUUUAUUAGCACCAGUUUUCUCGGGAUUAACUGCAAUUUGUACUUAUUUUUUGACUAAAGAAAUGAAGGAUUCUAGUGCAGGAUUAUUGGCAGCUAUAUUUAUGGGGAUUGCCCCAGGUUAUAUUUCAAGAUCAGUGGCUGGUUCUUAUGAUAAUGAAGCAAUUGCCAUUACUUUAUUAAUGGCAACAUUUUAUUUCUGGAUUAAAUCAAUGAAAAUGGGUUCAGUUUUCUAUGCCACAUUGACAGCAUUAUUCUAUUUCUAUAUGGUUAGUGCUUGGGGUGGAUAUGUUUUCAUUACCAAUUUGAUUCCAUUACACGUAUUUGUCUUGAUUUUCAUGGGUCGUUAUAAUGCCAAACUUUACACUGCUUAUACUACAUGGUAUGCCUUGGGUACUUUGGCAUCAAUGCAGAUUCCAUUCGUUGGGUUUUUACCAAUUAGAUCAAAUGAUCAUAUGGCUGCAUUAGGAGUAUUUGGAUUGUUACAAUUAGUGGCUUUUGGUGAUUAUGUUAAAUCAAAAGUUCCAACCAAACAAUUUAAAUCAUUCUUGAUAGUUUCCAUUGUACUUGUUGUUGGAUUAGGUAUUGGUGGAUUAUUUGGAUUAACAGCAAUGGGUUGGAUUGCUCCUUGGACAGGUAGAUUUUAUUCCUUAUGGGAUACAAAUUAUGCCAAGAUUCAUAUUCCAAUUAUUGCUUCUGUUUCUGAACAUCAACCUACUGCUUGGCCAGCAUUCUUUUUCGAUACUAGUAUGCUUAUUUGGUUAUUCCCCGCUGGUAUCUAUUUAUGUUUCCAAGAAUUGAAGGAUGAACACGUUUUCAUUAUCAUUUACAGUGUAUUGUGUUCUUAUUUUGCUGGUGUCAUGGUAAGAUUGAUGUUGACUUUGACUCCAGUCAUUUGUGUUGCUGCAGCAAUUGCCUUAUCUAAAUUGUUUGAUGUCUAUUUGGACAUUGUUGAUUUGUUCACUGAGAAAGUUGGAAAGUAUGAUGAUGACGUUAGUGACGAAUCCAAGAGCUCAACCAAAAAAUCAAGUUCCAGAUUUCCAAUUGCUGGAUAUUUGUCAAAAGUUUUGGUUUUACUGACAUUUACAUUUUACCUUUUCUACUUUGUUUUACAUUGUACUUGGGUAACAUCGAAUGCUUAUUCAUCACCAUCAGUUGUUUUAGCAUCCAGAAACCCAGAUGGCUCACAACAUAUCAUUGAUGAUUAUAGAGAAGCCUAUUACUGGUUAAGAAUGAAUACACCAGAAGAUGCCAAAGUUAUGGCCUGGUGGGAUUAUGGUUAUCAAAUCGGGGGUAUGGCUGAUAGAACCACACUUGUUGAUAACAAUACAUGGAAUAACACACAUAUUGCCACUGUUGGUAAGGCAAUGUCUUCCCCUGAAGAUGUGUCGUAUGAAAUUUUGAGACAACACGAUGUUGAUUAUGUGUUAGUUAUAUUUGGAGGGUUAUUGGGUUAUUCUGGUGAUGAUAUUAACAAAUUCUUAUGGAUGGUAAGAAUUGCUGAAGGUAUCUGGCCUGAUGAAAUCAAAGAAAGAGACUACUUUACUGACCGAGGAGAAUAUAAAGUGGAUAAAGAUGCAUCACUGGCAAUGAAGAAUUCUUUGAUGUAUAAGUUAUCGUAUCAUAGAUUCACUGAAUUGUUUGGAGGUAGAGAUGGUGUUGAUAGAGUUAGAAACCAACAAAUCCCAGCCAAUGAAGUACCGAAAUUGAAUGUUGUUGAAGAAGCCUUCACAUCAGAAAAUUGGAUUGUGAGAAUUUACAAAGUUAAAGAUUUGGAUAAUGUUGGUAGAGAUUUACAUCAAGCUACUGCUUUUGAAGAAUCAUCAUCCGGCACUUCCAAAAGAAACAGAUCCAUAAAGAGACCUAAAUUGGAAGUAAGAGAGUAA